This is a messenger RNA of Amoebophrya sp. A120, 3964 nucleotides long. The record is from the annotation of a GenBank genome assembly. NCBI's taxonomy places the organism in Eukaryota, Dinophyceae, Syndiniales, Amoebophryaceae.
UCGAGAAAGGCGGAAGUAUAUUUUGUGUUCAACAGGAAGUAAAGUAAAGUCCAGCAUCAUGUGAAAAACUGUUGUGGAACGGACGGUGCAGCUGAAGGAACAAAACAAAAACAAAGUCGGUCCUAGAUUUCCCGAAGUAGAUGAAAGAUACGGUUGCCGAUAGAGAUGAACGAUCUUUUUCGCACGACGAUCCUUCCGUAGAUUCCACAAACUACAUAUGGAUACCCUGAUAAUGGCGGUAAGACGUUUCUGUGCCUUGUUGCUGCUCUUCUUGAACCCAAUACCAAUGCAGCUCUCUAGAAAAAUAAAACCAUCACCAUGAGUAUUUGUGACUACGCUGACACAGAGGAAAAGUAAAAGAUAGAAGGUACUAGUGGAACCGAUUUUACAUCACACCACCCUCCUAUCUACCACGAAGAAGACAUAAAGAAACCACGUCGAAAUAGAGGCUACCCUCGAACACCUGUGAAAGACAAUUUUCAAACACACCUUCUACAUCUACCCGCAAUCAAUAGAUACACGCAAAUUCAUCUUUCAGUUAGCCGUCGUCCCCACGACAUCAAUACAGUUGUUGGCACAUCGUGUUGAGUUCGCAUGUAGGUCUAAUAAAUAAAGUUACAAGUACGCAGAGAACGACGAUCGGAUUUCGACCCUAAAAUUUCCAACGUCGAAUACAACGAGUAGCUGCCACCUUCCCCCCUCCCGCUCCAAAACGGACCGGAAUCCGGACGACUACCCCUCGUCGCCACACAGGAUGACGGCGAUGUCGGUCUCCCAGAAAGAGCUCGGGGAGCUGAAACGCCCCGGGAGCCGCAUGGUGGCCGGACGCCGUCGUGCCCAGCGCUCGCCGAAAAAGACCAACGCCGGUAUCGUGAUUGUUGAUCUUGAUGGCGUUUAUGCAUGACAAAUCUGAUGAAGGAAGAGUAGGAUCGUCACAGGUCAAUACGAAGGUCAGGGUCUUACAGUUUUGCAUGAAAAGUGCGACAGCUGAUGUUGCAAAAUAAAUGCAACAAGCAGCAGAUGGUUAAUAUCAUAAAUGUAAAUCCCAAAACACAGCCUCCCCGCAAUCCACCACUUCCCCUGGUUCCGAGACCCAGCAGCAGCUGGUUUCCCAGAUUGAAAAGGAGAUGAAAGCGGAGGCGACCGGGAAGCGCGACGAGCAGGGGCGGUUCCAGGCGGCCAAGCAUUUCGAAAACGAGAUUUUUCGCCAGAAGCACGCUUUAUCAAAAUGAAAAAUCCCCCCUCCCCAUAUCAAAACGGAAAUUUGUGAUGCUGAUUUGUGACCACAGAUCAGCUUUGUAUUGCACAGAGGCACUGCGGCCAGAUCCCCAGGCUAGGUAGGGGCGUAUGGGUCUAGUAGUUCAGCAUGGCAAACGGCCCCCCUUUAGGCCAGACAGCAUGACAAAUCGCUUCCAUAAUGGGGCGGAAGCUUCUGCCCUUGUCUUCUUGCAAGACAGACGUGAUUUGUGACCUCAAAUCCGCAACACAAAUUUUUGGAAACAUACCUUUUCAAUAUGGGGAGGGGGGAUUUUUCCUCUCAAUACGCUUCCAAAGCGACCAUGAAGCACAACGCGAAUAUCAACCCGUUGGCCUUUCUAUCCUGUGCAAAAGUAUCGUACUCGUACUAAUCGCAUUCAUGCAUGACAAAUCUCAUUCUCAAGGUAGAUCCGCAUUGCAAAUCUCAUAUUCCCCCUCCCCCGGGGGUAUAUAAAUAGGGGUAGUCAUGCGCGUCUAUCGUACUUUUGACGUCGGUCCAGCUCGGUGUGAGAAUCUCGCGGUCAUGACCAUUGCAGAUCUUCUGCAAACUUGUUGCGGUGCCACGGUGGAUAGCCAUGAGGGAACGUAUUGAGUCUACUCAUGGCUAUUGGCCUCCUUUUUGCAUGUGUGGCUCCUUGGGUCUCCUCUUCACGUCGGUUUGCUUUGUGCCAAGUUCGGUCGUGGGGUUUCAGAGGAAAAUUUGAAAAUCGUAAUCGUGGGGAUAAAUUGCAUAUGGGGCCGUAGAUGUAAUUGUAGGUUGUACAUUGCUAGUUUUCUUCACUUUGUCUCACUUUCCUCGCGAACACUGACAGACUUGAAUGCAGAAUCUUUAGAAUAAUGGCGUCGCCGGGUAUCCCGAUCUCCUCGCCCGAACCCAGACCACCCCUACAGGCCCAGCAACUUCUGCACUUCCUGCACCCAUCCGGGAAGGAGACGGAUAAACCGAAAGCCGGCGCGCGACUGGGGUUCCUGCCUCCUGUACCCCCGGGACCCCCCCCAUUCACGGGAACCCCGCCCCCUCCCCUAUGCACGGGAACCCCGCCCCCUAUCCCCGGAACCCCCUUUAUCCUCACCCCUGUGGACCCCACAGCCCCGGUGGCUACUACGGAGAAGUACGGCAAGAGCAGAGGCAGAGCGGCGACGGGAACGAGAUACGGAACGGAGCGGCAGGAGGGCUCGCGCCGAGCACCUUGCAUGAAAACAAAAGAAAAGCGGAUGAAGAAAUCAAGUCCGCAAAACAUAUUCACGCCAUGGGAGGCCACCAGUGCGAAACCUCCAGCGGAGUUUUUGCCUAACUUAGCCUGCGAUCAUGGUUGUGAAUAGACCCGAAAACUUUUCAUAUCCGGCAACAGUUCGGCGAACAGUCCCAGUACCCCCUGAGUAGCCCCCCCAACUACUCACCCGAGCCCAUGACCCCACUCGUGCUCUGCACCAACAUAGGAGAGGCUCACCUCGCUUCCGGGGGGUGCAAAUUGGUAUCUAACCGACAUUGUGCCAAGAGGAGGGCCUCCCCGGGACCGCCUGGCGAAAGCCUGCCAUGGGUUUCACUGUCCACGGGUGGCGUUGCGGGUAAUCCUGGCGAAAGCCAAAAACCGGCAGAAAAUGGGGCCACGGAAGAGUUCUCGCUGGACAUUACCAACAUUUGCCCAUGCAGAGCCGUCCUCUUGCCGGACACAACCAACAUCUGUCCGAAACAGCCUAGGGCCAAGACGACACCGUGAGGACGACCACAGGGGGCUCGUCUCAAUGAUGAUGAUGAUGCUAAGCAAAUUUGUCAUGCGAUUUAUACUAGUACGAUGCUUUUGCAAUGCAUACUUUCACACGCCGCACUCCAACGGCUUCCGUCACGGGGCGGAAAAGUGAGUGCGAGGUCGUGGUGCUGGUGGUCGAGGUCGAAAUGGUGGUCCAGUAUGUACUAGAUUUUUACAGCGCAGCCUGUUGAACAGGACCACAAACGCAGCGGCCUUAUCUGAUUUUUGCAAAAUUAUCUACUGCCUGAUGUCACAAUCUGAACAAACUACAAAUCUCGGCACUUCCGCCUUCAAAUAUCUGCGUCGCACCAGUGGGCGCACGGUUUUUGUUGGUAAAGACUAGAAGUACAGGGACUUCUUUAUCUGUACUACAAGCGUGUAUUUUUUUUCGAACAAGAACUGAACACUUCACAACAGGAAUGAGCAGCUUGUUAACCUAAUAUUCCAAGAACCACCAUCAACAAAUAAAUGUAAAAGUACAAAAAAAUCACAUGACGGAACAUUUUCCCGGAGCUCUGUUUCAACUUUUGAAGGAUGUAAGUGAGUACAUAAUUCUGGAGAAUUUUGAUCUCACCGCUGAGGACGUGAAGGUUGCACGACACAGGAUAGAAGAGUAUUAGAAAGAAUACAGCUGAUGAUGUGGUCUUCUCAAGACCGAGGCUGUGGGAGGGCUAAUACUUUCUCGGAACACGAAUAGAUGCGGUAGAGAUGAUCGCUAUGUAGAGGACAGCACUCGAACAACUGAACUAAGAAGUAAUUUAUUUCAGGGAAAAAUCCCAAGAGAAUGAGAAAUAAAAGAGAAGUAAACAUGACUAACACCAUUUCACGAAGACACUUUUGUACCUUCUCUUGUGCGGAGAAGUUUCUCUGUGCAGGAUGAACAUAAAGUCUUCGAGAAACCAUAAGUAGAGACGAUGUAUUUUUGGAAAAUGAAAUGAGAAGAUGUUGACACAGAU